GGUUAAGCGGAACCGGUACCACGUUAUCCGGGUUUUGUAAAAUCGAUACAGGAAUUUACGCUUUUGUUCGCGAGGGAACGAUACUGUCGACUGUUUUGUGUCGUUAGCCGUUUCGAGAUACCGGGCGGUCGACCGUGGAAUGGGUGUACGGUGUUAUCGAAGCAGCCAUUUCGUCGUGAAAGAUGUCCGAAGCGCUCGUAUUUAGGGCGUUGUGAUUCGUUUUAAAAUAGUUUUUUCCGUGUUUCGACCAGUUCUCGACCGGAAAUCGACCAUGAUGCAGCAGCCGGUGUAUCAGCAAGAGCAACAAGGCAGCGCUCAAGACCAGCAGCAAAUGGUGCUGUGCCCGGUCCGGCUGGUGUACGAGACGCAGAUGCUGGUGCAGCCUGGGGACCAAAUACAGCCAAACCAAACGAUACUGAUCAACCACCAAAACACGCCGCCAUGGAUACAGAACAGACAAGUGCAAAACCCGGUCUUCUACGUCCAACACGUGCCAACAAAUUAUAUGCCUUCACCACAACAGCAUAUAGACCAAAAUCAAUUGUACAUCCAGAACUAUGGCUACCAAAACGUACCACAAAUGUUUGUCCAGAAUCCCCAAGAACAAAUACGACCGUUGCAAAUGAUGCCCAGCGUGAUGCCAAACAUACAAACAUUGCCUACAAAUAUCGCAGCAAUGCAGAAUCCGAGAAUGGUUUCAAAUGUUGCAGCAAUACCGCAGCAAGUCAAUAUAUUAAAUGCACAAAACCAAAACAACAGUACACUAAAUAUAAAUAGGAUGAUAACACCGAAUCAAAUAAAUCCAAAUGAAAUUAUAAGCAAACCACAAGAAAUUGUACAGAACAUUUACAGACAUCAAAUGCCUCAGACUGUACAGCAAGAACCGAGGUUUCCAAUCCAACCAACAAUCACCAUGGUUCCAAACAACGUACAAAAUAUACAACGAGUUCCUCAAACAUUUGAUUCAACUGUAAAUCAAAUACGACCAAUGCAACAGAACGCUGCAACAAACAUACAACAAGCAUACCCAAAUACUAUAUUCAAUGUUGAGGAGAGUAGGAAAGUUAAUACCACUGCAAACAAGGGAACGAGUGCGACAAACUUCAAUGUCGUCAACCCUGUACCUGCAGCGAAAAGUAUGCCCCAAUCGUAUAGACCAAUACAGCCAAGGACUAACCAAGUUAGAAGCAACGCACCCAAUUUGCUCCCAAUGCAGCCGUCGACGACUAUACAAGCUCAACACACAAUGCCAAAUAUAAUAUCCAUGAAUAGUGUUCCUAGAAAAACUACAACAUUUAGUAAUAUAAAAGUGGAAGGUAACAGUUACGUACUAAAUAGAAAAAGAAAAAGUGAAUCGCCUGAUGAAGUACAUAAAAAAGUUACUAUUAGCAACCAAACAGAGGCUCCCAUUACAAUAAAACAGAUACAGAAUGAAUAUAGCGCAAGUUCAGCAGAUGUCGGAUGUAACACCAGUCCUGUUCACAGACCAUCAGGAAGAAUAACUAUAAAUAGUAUGCAAAUAACGCCAUUAAAUCCCCUUCAAAAUUCUAAAAUAAUAGAGGAAUUAGCUAAACCAAUACGAACUAGUACACAAGUGUCACAAAACACACAAAUGACACAAAAUAUACAGGUGACACAAAAUACACAAGAAGCUCAAAACGUUGUAAGAAACAUGAUUAAUAUAAUACCAGAGACUGUAAAUGAAACCCAAGUAACAGAAAAAGAAAAGUUAGUUAGAAAUACAGUUUACGUCCAAGCGAGAGGUAGAAUUUUAACGGACAAAGAUAGUGUCCCUGAACCACCUAAAACUGAAACAGUAGUUAGUAAACCUGAACCAAGUUUAUCUUUGCCAAUUAUUGAUCCCCCAGUAGAAAUAAAAAUAAACACUCCCGAAAAAAGUAUAAUUUUGCAAGUAACAAAUGAGAAACAAUCGGAUACUAGUAAAGAUAAAUUGGAAAUAAAAAAAGAAAUAAUCAAAAAAAUAACGGAAGUAAAAAAAGAACUACUUAGUCCAGUAGCAAAAACGUCGGCUCAGUUGGAAGAUGUUACAAGUAAAGUGAAAGUAGAGAUUAAGAAUGAAAAAAAAGGAAGUGCUUCAAUAGAAUCGCCAAAAGAAGUCAAUAAAAUCAAAACAGAAUCUAAACCAGACGUCAAAGUAAAAGCAGAAACUUCUAAAGAAGUCAAAGAAGAUAGAGGCUAUAUACUGACACAUGUACUUGGUGGAUUCGUUAUUCAAGAGUCAAAUAUCGCAUUUCCAAUAAGAAAACCUCUAAAAGAGAGAACAUUCUACAACAAUUCAGAUGAAAUGAAGAAAGAGAACAAAGACGUGAAGCGGGAGAGGGAGUUCGUGAAAGACAACAGUAAAAUAUUGGACAUCUCCCAUCUUAACAUAAAAGAGUGCGAGAAUAUGGAGGGGGAGGUGACGGCGACGGCGACUGACGACAGCGAAGAUCUGGAAGAAGAUGAGAAUCCAUUCAAACUACUCACACCGAGCAGUGUCAGGACUUGGACGGCGGAACAACUAGCAGCCCAUUUGGCCAAGUACAACUGGAACGAAACAGUAUCAGUGUUACAAGACCACGAGCUAGACGGGGAGUCAUUGUCCCUAGUGUCCAAAGCGCAACUCGUCACUAUCGGAGUGAAGGAAGAACACGCAGAAAUUAUAUGCGAAUUUGUUAAAAGUUAGUUUACAACUAUUAUUUGAAUCCUGUAACUUUGUCUGUGUAUAAGGACCGGUAUUAGUAGAAGAUUCGAAUUAGAAACGACCUUCACCAUCUGUUUACUGGAUGUUUUAUUUAAAAUUAUUAGAAUGUUGAAAAAUAUGUUGCGAGUAUGUUGUAUGAAAAACUCUUGACGAACUAUUAUUAAGCAUCAUUAAUGAUAGCUAAUAAUAGUUUGGUCAGGAGAUUUUAAGGCAACUCGCAAUAUAUUUUUUAACGUAUCGAAUCUAACAUAAAAGCGAAAGGACACUAAUCGAAAAAAUUGGCAGGGAGGUAGUUUAUAGUUAGUAAACGUCGGCUGAGCAAGGAUUUUGCGAAUGAGACGGAUUAACGAGGUCUAAUCGCGGGCGUCCGCUAGUUUGAUAUUGAACACUUUGCAUACAUUAAAGAGAUAGGUGAAGGUCGUUUCUGAUUCGGAUCUUAAACUUUAUUAUAGGGUUAUUUUUAUAUCCCUUUAAGUUUUUAUCUGCCUCGUUGGUCCAAUGGUUCAACUUAUGUGGCGUCUGAUCCUAGGUCGAGCAGAUAAAAUGCCAUAGCUUUUCUUUCUUCUCUUAUCAGAUCUGGUAGUGAUCGUUAUAAAGUCAAACAUUGACACGCCAAACUGCAUUGUAGCAACGUGGUGGUUCUUAGUUCUAUAUCCCCGCCUAGCAGAGAGACCUAAAUUAACUUAAAAACGGCUAUUAAGUCAGAUUAUUAUCACACAUAAGGACAUAAUGUCAGACAUAAGGACUAGUAUCGCACCCAAAUUCACGAACAAAAUAAUCUGCUAUUUUGCGAUGAAAACGAGCCUAGAUUUUUAAAUUUAUAUAUUUUAUAAUAAACUAAAAGUUGUUGACCGUUUUUCACACUAUUCAACUACACAAAACGGUAUUUUUACAGAGCUCUUUAACCGAAUAACACGAUUACGACUAUAAAAGAUCGAUUCUAUGGAUACAGUUUUUACAAUCACAUUAGACCGUUGAUCAUAUACUUUGACAGAAAAGUAAUAUCUAACGCAGCAGGUCCUUAUGUAAUUAGUCUGAGGCUAUUAAUAAUGAGUCAACAGAAGUUGUGUAUGGGAAGAAAUCGUGUAUUAAGGGUGGGUAUUAUUCGUAAGAAUCCAUCACUGCAUAUUAUUUUAAUUUGUUCCCUGCAAUAUAAGCAAAGGUUGCGAGCUAUACAGCCUGUUCAAUCAUAAAAAAAUAUUUAAAACGUUUUAGAAUUAACCCUUUUGAAAUAGGGAUGUUGAUUUUAAUCGGCAACUUACAUUAAAUUAGAUAAAUAGCCUAUGGCUUGCAAUUUUAUUUUUUAAAGGAAAUUAUGCCUAAUGUGUAAAUAUAUUUUUAAGUGUGACAUUUUGUAUAAUUUAUGUUAUAUUUUUAAGUAAAUAUUAAUUUGUAAAUAAGGAAAACCAAGAAUUUAAACUUACGGUUCAUUGUGAAUUGUGUAUUAUUAAAUGUUUUAAUGUGAUUCAAUUAUUAUUAAUAAUGAUGGAUAAUGAUUAAGGAUGGUUAUAUGUGGACUAAUAAAUGUAAGAAAAAGAAA
Messenger RNA from Bicyclus anynana (squinting bush brown), 4244 nucleotides. Its product is annotated as integrator complex subunit 3 homolog. The coding region runs from base 272 to 2686 and encodes 804 amino acids. Lineage: Eukaryota; Metazoa; Arthropoda; Insecta; Lepidoptera; Nymphalidae. The record is from RefSeq and is a predicted model, not a curated record. The transcript has 7 exons.